AUCAUUUCCCGCUUGCUCCUUACCGUACUUCGAUAACCCGACACGCUAAUUUCGAGGAAUGACUGAAUUGUGUAUCAGCCGGUGCGAUGUUUUGCCUCAUCUGACGGCAGAUUUUGGUACUUGGUGCGAUGCGUCAUGUUUAUGUCGGUAUGGCAAUCGGUUUUUGAACAGUGUUGAUGAGUUACUGUGCGACUCCGCGGGAGUGGAGCUCUUCAAUCGCUUUCUCUCGUCUAAAUUUUGCCUUGGUCAUUUGCUCGACUUUUGGUUCGCAUGCAAGGGAUUUCGCUGUAGUCGCAAAGGUCAUUUACAGGGCUUAUAUCAAAUCUGGAGCUCUUUUCGAGGUACCGUUGCCUGAACGAGUGAGAGCAGAAAUAAUUACUCGAAUGGCUUUGUAUCACACUGGAUACAAGGUUCGCUACACGGUCUCUCUCGGACCGAUCAAUCGUUCACUUUAUGAUUCCGCUGGAGAAUAUGUAAAGACAACUCUUGAACAAGUUUACUAUCCUGCCUUUCAAAAAUUUAUUACUGAUGCUCAUUUUCUGCUGGGUUGCCCUAAGGAAGAUUCGUCCAGUCCGGAUCUGUCCCGUGCACCUUCAACUUACGCCUCAUCUGCGCUCCAUGUUCCUGCAAACUUCAGCGCGGACAUACAAGCUCCAAUACGUGAACUAAAAGCAGAAGUAAAUCCUUUGAGGCACUGCUUUACGGAUUGCACUCUUAUUGUGCGACUACCUAGACUGUAUGCCAGUCUAUGGACGCUGCUUCAUGAGCUCACUUCGUCGAACGAGGUCCGUCUGCGCUGA
Dicrocoelium dendriticum is the source of this 800-nucleotide messenger RNA. NCBI's taxonomy places the organism in Eukaryota, Metazoa, Platyhelminthes, Trematoda, Plagiorchiida, Dicrocoeliidae. The record is from the annotation of a GenBank genome assembly.